This is a messenger RNA of Moneuplotes crassus, 3357 nucleotides long. The record is from the annotation of a GenBank genome assembly. NCBI's taxonomy places the organism in Eukaryota, Ciliophora, Spirotrichea, Euplotida, Euplotidae.
AUGUCUAUAGUCGAUAAAGAAUAUCUUGAAUAUAAGGACAGGGCAAAUUCUAAUAUUUCUAAGUCUAAGAGGAAAAUAGACCAGCUCAAAGAACAACUCGCCUCCAUGAGCCUGAAUAGUAUUAGUCAAAUCGCUGAUCAUCAAGAACCCCAACACCAGAGGUUGAACUCUCGUGGCCAAGGCUUAUCCUCCGACCAAAAUCCAGCCAUUCAUGAUGGAAGAGUUAGCCAUUCUAUCUUUCAAGAAUCUCCAGUGCGUCAAAAAGAAAUGGGGAACACUUACGACAGACAAGAGAUGGGCACAGAUGAGAAAAUGCUAAGAGAAAACUUUGAUUUCGAAACCCAAGAGCAGUUCAUCACAAAUGAGAUCAGAGAAGUCACUAGGGAUAGGCUUGGUUCUCACUCCCCAGAUUAUUCAGAUAAAUUUGAGCAACAAGACAAUCCUCCAAUUGAUCUCUUGGACGAAGAGCAGCUGGUCAGGACCAACACAGUCCCUCUAGAAACCGCUGAGAGGCACUUCGUCCAGGAAGAGGCUAAAUCUUUCAAAAAUAAGAUCUCUUCCACUGUCCAAGCAAAGAUAGCCAAUAAUUCAGAGAAUCCUGAACUUACUCUUCUACGCACAAACCUGAAAGAUAAAAUAGAGACUUGGAGGAGCCUCAAAAAUCGAAUUCUCGGUGGCUUAUCGACUUUCCAAGAGAAACGUGCCGAAUAUGAAAACAUUCAGAACUACUUUAAGAACAGAGUAGUAGAGGCUGGUGAGACAGAGGCCCUCCUAAAGAAUGAGCUCAACCAAGUGCGUGAAAGACUCUCCACUAUCAAAGUGAUAAAGAAACGACAGAAGAAAAUGUCCGCCAGAAACAAGAAGAAAUGGCUUGAAUCCUUAAGGAAGCUCACUCAUGAUAUUGAAAACCUUAAGGUUAAGAAGAAAACUGUAGAGGAGUCUAUCUCAAAGAUUAGGCAGGAAGCAGAAGAUUUGCAUACUUUUGAAAUGAAGAAAUUCAAAGAAGUUCUCGCAGAAACAGAAAGAGCACUUGAUAAAAUUGAAGGUGAAAGGAAAAGAGAUGAAGCCAGGCUUGAAGAACUAGAAGCCUCCCUCUCAGAGCUCCGUCAAGAGUAUUCAUCGAUGGUCGAUGCUAAAGCUUUGAAGGAAAAAUGAAUUCAUGAGACUCAACAGAGGAUCAAAAUGCUAGAGGCUGAUAUUAGAAAUUACGAAAAGGCAAAUCCCUUGAUUGUUGAAAAAUAUCAAAGCAAAGCAUCUCUCAAGCAGGAUCUGGAUAAUCUCAAUGCCAAAAUUAAGAAGAUGCAGGUCCAAGUUGAUUCCAUCAACCAAGAUAGAGUAUAUAAGCAGAUGAGGGUAGACAAAGAAAAUGAGAAUAUCCAGAAAAACGAAGAAGAAAUUGAAAAACUUACUAGCCAAAUUGAAGUCCUCAAGACUGAACAUGAAGAGAACAUCAAGCGCAUCGAAGUAUAUUUCAAUAGAAAAAGACGUGAAACUGGAAUGGAUACUCCUCAUGUUUACGUUCAUGACCUUGUCAAAAGACUUGACACAAUCACCAUAGGUGAUGAGGUCAGAAUCAAAGAAGGAGAAGUUCUCUCAAAAAUCAGAGCUUCCUUGCUUGAUAAUGUGAAAAGAACAAUUGGAGUACUCGAUGAACAGAUUAAAGAAAAAUCUAUGGAUCUUUUACAUGUCAGGGAAACUUUAAAAGAGCAAAGCAGGCAUCAUCAGGAAGAAAAUGAGCACUCUAGUAAAUUACAGCAAACAUUAAUCAAGAAAUUCAAAAUUUUGGUUCAUGAGUUUAGAGAUUUGAAAAUUAAGAAAUAUAAAACUGAACUGAGGCUAAAGCAUAGAUCCAUAGCAAUUGAUAAAUUCAUCUAUGAACAGAAAUCAAAGAUUCCUGAACUUGAAAGAACCAUUUACUUUAACCUCAAGUUUCUCCCUACCGAUCAAGAUAUAGUAGAUCACAUUAUAAAUGAGCAGCACACAAAGCCUGGUUGAGUAACUCAAGAAGAAGCUCUCCCAGAAACUGUGUUCAGCUUUUACAAACUCAUCAAAGCUAGAGAAAGCAAAAUUCAGGAGUUAUCUGAAAAAAGAAGCAAUUGCCACUUCCUCAUUCGUGAAAGCAAAGAAAUCCUUGAAGGUAUCUCCAUUGGCAGCAACAGUGAAGAGCUUUAUUACCAACGUAAGGCCCAACUCACCGAUCUCAAGAUUCAGGCAAGUAAGCUCCAGACUAAGUUUGGAGAAGUUUCAGCCACGCUUGAGCUUGAACUUUUCGAUAUUGGUAACAAGAAUUUCAAGACCUACUACAAGAAAAGUCUUCAUGACGUUGCACGUAAAAUGGACAAAGUCUAUGGAACAAAGCCUCUCAAUCAGUUCAAAGGCAAGCAUAAGAGAGAUGUCACUGACUCAUCUCACAUGCUUGAAGUCAGACGUAUCCAGAACUACCAAGCAGCCUUAAGGCUGCUAGAUGAGUCUCGGGAACAAGUUGAAAGGCUUGAGGCCGAUAUUAAGACUCAUGUAAGCGAGUCUCUUCAGAACCUCCGCAAUAAGAUCAGUUGCGAAGAGUCUAAAAUCAGCAAGAUCAAGAAGCAGUACACUGCAGUUGUGGAUGCAGAGAAGCAGCUUCAUAAGCACAUUAAGGCUGCAAUUAUGUACAAAGAAUUAGAAAUAAAGCAGAAGACGCAAAGCUUGUACCUGGAACGUAAGCUCACUCAUGUCGAAGAGGAGCUAGAGACAGUGGAAAAAGAAAUUCACGAGAACACUUCUCUUCAUAACCAAAAGCUUAAUGAGACUUUUAUCGAUGAUGGUAAUGACACACUCUCGAAUAAUGAGUCGAUGUCUCAGCAUGAUGCCGAAUUAGAGAUUGAGCAGGAAGAAGUGGCAAUGAAGCAGAAGGAGAGUCAGCUCAUUGAUGCCAUAAGCAAACUCGAAACUGAAAUUAGUCCUAAUCUCAGAAAAAUGAAUGCUGAGAGAGACAGCUUGGAAGUCGAGCUUGUCUCUAUAAAAGCCAAAGUUGAGACGCAGUAUCUGAGAUACAAUGAAGUAAGGGAGAUGAUAGACGGACUUAAGGAAGCUAUUGAAGGCACUCAACAGGCGGAGCUUCCUCCAAGUGAAAUAGGCUCGUUUGAUGGACCCAGUGUUAGAGAUAAAGUUGAUUCUGAAAUCGAGCUAAUGAGAGAGAACAAAAAAUCUGAGGCUUUCCGUUACUCAAAGCAUGUUGAUAUAUCCACUGUAUUAUCAUCAUCUCAAAUCCCAAAUAAGCCUCAAGAGACAAUUGUUGUUGAAGAAAGCCAGAUAUUGCCUCCUGCCAAAGCCAGCCAACUUGCUUAAUAUCCACCAAGCUAUCUCAAUAUUCAAUUU